This is a messenger RNA of Capsella rubella, 1887 nucleotides long. Its product is annotated as serine/threonine-protein kinase HT1. The transcript has 6 exons. The record is from RefSeq and is a predicted model, not a curated record. Lineage: Eukaryota; Viridiplantae; Streptophyta; Magnoliopsida; Brassicales; Brassicaceae. Gene Ontology annotation, molecular function: ATP binding; protein kinase activity. Gene Ontology annotation, biological process: protein phosphorylation. The coding region runs from base 642 to 1715 and encodes 357 amino acids.
CUCUUUCUUCUUCUUGUCACCUCUCUUCUCACUUCUGACGCCUACGCGGAAAAAGCAAACCACUUUCGAUUUCUUUAAUCUUCUUCUUCUUCUUCUUCUUUGUUUUUUUGGUUUCUUCUCAAUCAAAAAGCCAAAAAAACCCCUAAAUUAAGAAACUUUCUAUAUAUAAAAACUUCAUUAACACCAAACCAACUCUCGAAUCAUCGUAAUUUUUGACUAAUUCUUCCCCAUCAGUUCCAGUGUCAACUUCAGUUCUUCCAUUUUUCUUCAUCUCUCUCUCUCUCUCUCUUUCAUAUCGCUCUCUUCAAAUUCCCUUCUUUCCCGUGCAGUUUUGUGUUUUUUUUAAUUCCUUUCCUUUUUGUGUAGAGUUGACGAAUUCUGAUUUUGGAUUGUCGUCUUCUUUCUUUUUAUUCUGUCUUCUCUCUUUUAUGUUCUCCAGAUAAAAAAAAGGCAUCUUUGUUUCUUAUCUGAUUGUAUUUGUAUAGUUCUCUCUAUUCUAUAACCAAUACAGAAAUGAUUAACCAAUCAGAAAGGGCCCAGCUUUGUUGACAUAUCCAUCUCCUUUCUCUCUAAGCUUAGCUAGGGUUUUGUUUUUUUGUUGAAAAGUCUCGACUUUUUUUGGUUUUGUGGGGAAGAAGAAAAUGGGAUCUGCAAGUGGGUUUUACUCAAACGAAGAGUUCGAAUUGGAUCCUAAAUGGCUUGUUGAUCCUCGUCAUCUCUUUGUUGGUCCUAAGAUCGGUGAAGGUGCUCAUGCCAAAGUUUAUGAGGGAAAGUAUAGAAACCAAACAGUGGCGAUUAAGAUUAUUAAAAGAGGAGAAUCACCUGAAGAAAUUGCUAAAAGAGAUAACCGGUUUGCGAGAGAGAUUGCUAUGUUGUCUAAAGUCCAGCACAAGAAUUUGGUCAAGUUCAUUGGAGCGUGCAAAGAGCCUAUGAUGGUUAUAGUUACCGAGCUUCUACUUGGCGGUACAUUGCGUAAAUAUCUAGUGAGCUUGCGGCCAAAGCUUUUAGACAUUCGUUUGGCUGUAGGUUUUGCUCUUGACAUUGCUCGCGCAAUGGAAUGUUUACAUUCCCAUGGAAUCAUUCACCGCGAUCUUAAACCAGAGAAUUUGAUCUUAUCAGAAGAUCAUAAGACUGUGAAACUCGCUGAUUUUGGUUUAGCUAGAGAAGAAUCAUUAACCGAGAUGAUGACCGCAGAGACUGGUACAUACCGAUGGAUGGCCCCUGAGCUUUACAGUACGGUUACGUUAAGGCAAGGAGAGAAGAAACACUAUAAUCAUAAAGUAGAUGCUUACAGCUUCGCCAUUGUAUUGUGGGAACUUAUUCUCAACAAGUUACCAUUUGAAGGCAUGUCCAAUCUACAAGCAGCUUAUGCUGCUGCAUUCAAGAACUUGAGGCCGAGUGCAGAGGAUUUACCAGGGGAUUUAGAGAUGAUUGUCACUUCAUGCUGGAAAGAAGAUCCUAACGAACGGCCGAAUUUCACGGAAAUAAUUCAAAUGCUCCUCCGUUACCUCACCACUGUUUCGGCGCCACAGAUCAUACCUCCACCGAAUCGACGAGUUUUCUCAUCAGAAAACAUAGUCUUAUCACCAGAAUCCCCCGGAACUUGUUCUCUAAUGUCUGUCAGAGACGGAGAUGCCUCUCGUCAAACCGUUAACACCGCUGAUUCGUCAUCAGAGAAAGAAACUAAAGGAAGCUUCUUCUUCUGCUGCUCAUAGAUGAUCAAUUUUAUAUAAAUAUUGGUUGUAAUCUGUAAAGUAAAGGAGAGGAAAGUGUUUAUGAAACAGUAUAAUGUAUUAAAGCCUUAGAAUUUAGAUUCACAGUAACAUGAAAAUUUAUCGUCCAGUGUAUAAAAGAUAUUGAGCCUGAAACUUCUAUAUUUUGACGUUU